AGCAGCGAGUAUUUAAUUCAAAAAAUGAAAAUGUCAAGACGUGACGUCGUCUGUGUCAUUGGCGCCGCUCUUCUUUUCGCAGUCCAUGCGCUCGCAAGGGAACCACCAAAGGUCAGUCUCGAUGAUUUGGGCACUUUGAUCGGCAAGGAAAGCCUAACUCGAGGCAACAGAACGAUUCACAGCUUUCAAGGCAUUCCAUUUGCGGAGCCUCCGUCUGGAGUUAACAGAUUUAAGGCUCCAAUUCCAAAAAUAUGGAGUGGCAAACUUGUUGCAACAAGUCCAGGAAGACCGUGCAUCCAACCAGAUGAUGAGUACCACCCAGUUGCUGGAGACGUUGAUCCUGAAGACUGUCUCACCCUAAACGUUUACACGCCUGAUCUCACUCACAAUGGAUCACUACCGGUUGCAAUUUAUUACCAUGGAGGUGGAUUCAGGGUUGGUUCCGAAAGCAGUUUCAGACCUGACUUCCUCUUGGACAGAGAUGUCGUUCUCGUUGUACCACAAUAUAGAUUAGGCCCUUUUGGAUUCCUUUCGAUGCAAAAUGAAAUGAUUCCUGGUAAUGCCGGCCUCUUGGACACUUUGGAGGCUUUGAAGUGGGUUAACCGGCACAUUUCUAAAUUUGGCGGGAACAAAAACAAGGUGACGGUUUUCGGCCAAAGUGCAGGCGCAUCCAUAUCAAAUUAUUUAAUGCUUAGUCCCUUGGCCAAAGGCUUGUUGCACGGUGUGAUCAUGAACAGCGGAUCCGCCAUCGCAGAUUGGGCGCACGACAGUGAGCCUGUGCGCGAGGCCAGACUAAUUGCGUCUUUCGCUGGUUGCCAGGGAGGUGACCAAACAGUUUCCGAGUGUUUAUUAAAUUUAACACCUGAGGACCUAUUGCAAGCGUUCGUGAAAAUGUUUCAUAAAGGAUUGACUCCUUUUCCUGUCAUCUCCAGGCCAGACGAGCCAGCAGCGACAAAUUUCAUGCCGGAGAACCCUGCUGACCUGGCCAGGAAGAGAGCGUUCAAUAAUGUACCACUCUUAGCUGGCGCCACCAGACACGAUUUCUUGUUUGCUGCCAACAAAUUUCACAAUAAAUUGAAAUCGACUGGAAUGAUCAACAAUGAAACCUUCAUACGAGAAAGCCUCGUUGAUGAAAUUAUAAAAACGCAAGAGCUAAACGACCCUGUUGGAAUCAUCAAUGACAUGAUUGAGCACAGAUAUUUCAGUUACCUGACUCCAAAGAAGAGAGGAAACGCUAGAGAAAUUCUCCCCGGAUUUUUAGACUUCGUGAACACCAUCGCCAUGAAAGCUCCAGCGCUCCAAAUGGCCAAACUGAAUUCCGAAGCGGAUAAUUACCUCUACACCUUUGACUACCAAGGGCGCUACCAUUCGCCAACGAAAGGCAUCGACGACGUGAAGGGAAUUUUAACAAAUGGUGCCAUCCACACUGAUGAUAUGAUUUACUUAGCCCCAAGAGUAAAAGAGCCGUUCAAUGACGAGGAAAUCGCUGUUUCAAAUACGAUGGUGGAUCUGUGGGCGAAUUUUAUUAUUUCCGGAAAUCCAAACGAGCCGAAAAAGUUAUCGAUUCCUUAUUGGCCUCAUUAUAACUCGACGGACAAGUAUUACUACGAGAUCAACACUGUUCCAAAAGCAAAGCAAGAUUUUACUAACGAGUUCACUGCAGCCAUCCAGGACCACUUACGGAACUCGGCUGCACGGUUUCCUAGCAGCAGCAGCGAUCUGAGUAUCAUUUUACUGGCGAUUUUGUCGAUUUUUUAUCUUGAAUAA
Cloeon dipterum is the source of this 1767-nucleotide messenger RNA. RefSeq names its product juvenile hormone esterase-like. The record is from RefSeq and is a predicted model, not a curated record. Gene Ontology annotation, molecular function: serine hydrolase activity. The coding region runs from base 25 to 1767 and encodes 580 amino acids. Lineage: Eukaryota; Metazoa; Arthropoda; Insecta; Ephemeroptera; Baetidae. The transcript is spliced from 9 exons.